AUGGUCAAGUCCUACGUCAAGUAUGAGCACUCGCAGACCUUCGGCGUCGUGAAUUCUGCGACCUCGAAUGUCGUCUGGGCCCCCGAGGCCGCCGCAGCCCGCACCACCGGCGCCGGCCAUGCAUACACGGCUGCGAACGAGGAGGUGCUGUGCUGGGACGUGAAGAAGGGCGAGCUGCUCAGCUCCUGGCGCGACAGCUCCUGCUCCGCCGAGGUCACCCAGAUCGCUCAGAGCAAAACCGACCCCGAUGUCUUCGCCGUCGGCCACGCAGACGGCAGCAUCCGCGUGUGGGACUCGCGCUCCUCGUCCCUGAUCAUCAGCUUCAAUGGCCACAAGUCCGCCAUCACCACUCUGAUUUUCGACGACUCCGGUGUGCGCCUCGCCAGCGGUUCCAAGGAUACAGACAUCAUCGUGUGGGAUCUGGUCGCUGAAGUCGGCCUGUUCAAGCUGCGCGGCCACAAGGACCAGAUCACUGGUCUGAGGUUCCUGCACGUCGGAACUGGCGCUGGUGGCGAGGAGGAUGAGACGCCUGCUGUCAGCGACGACGGUCCAGUUUUCCUUCUGUCGACCGGCAAGGAUGCCCUGAUCAAAAUCUGGGAUGUCAAAUCGCAGCACUGUAUCGAAACACACGUCGCUCAAACCAAUGGCGAGUGUUGGUCGCUUGGCCUGUCUCCCGAUGGCAAUGGCUGCAUCACCGCUGGCAAUGACGGAGAAAUCAAGGUGUGGACCAUAGAUCUGGAAGGCUUGCGAACGCUUGCGACACAAGUCGGAGAUGCUGCAGAGGCAGAAUUCAUAUCGGAGAGGGGCACAUUAUACCGCUCUGGCAAGGACAGGACAAUCGGCAUCAGCUUCCAUCCCAAGUCGGACUACAUCGCGAUACACGGCUCGGAAAAGGCCGUGGAGCUGUGGCGCAUCCGGUCAGACGAGGAGGUACAGAAGAGCUUGGCCAGGAAGAAGAGGAGAAGAAAGGAAAAGCUCAAGGAGUUGAAGGAGAAGGGCGCCGACGUGGACAUGGCCGAUGCCGACGACGACGAUAUCGCCGCCGCAAGUGUGGGGGACAUCUUCGUUCCAUAUGUCAUCGUCCGCACUGGAGGCAAGGUCAGAGCCGUGGACUGGGCGCGGGGGACAACGAAGGCAUUGCAGCUGAUUGUGUCCACUACAAAUAACUUGCUGGAGGAUUACAGCGUACCGGCCAAGGAACGCGUGAAGAAGGCCUCCAAGGAAGAGCCUCCGGAGUACUCGCGAUCCUUCUCCGUUGAGCUGCCAGGACACCGGGCUGACGUGCGCUCUCUCGCUCUGAGCUCCGACGAUCGCAUGCUGGCAUCUGCUUCGAAUGGAAGUCUCAAGAUCUGGAACAUCCGGACGAAGCAGUGCCUACGAACGCUGGAGUGCGGCUAUGCGCUUUGCUGCGCCUUCUUGCCGGGCGAUAAGAUUGUCGUGGUGGGUACCAAGAGUGGAGAGAUCGAGCUUUUCGAUAUCGCAUCAUCGCAGCUCGUCGAUACUGUGCAAGCACACGAGGGCGCAAUAUGGAGUUUAGAUUUGCCCCCCGAUGGCAAAUCCGUGGUGAGCGGCAGCGCAGACAAGACAGCAAAGUUUUGGAAUUUCGAGAUCGUGCAAGAGGAGAUCCCAGGAACGAAGCGGACGACACCAAAGCUCAAGCUGGUCCAUGCCCGGACACUGAAGGUCAACGACGACAUUUUAAGCUUGCGCUUCUCCCCGGAUUCCCGCCUGCUCGCCGUGGCUACUCUCGACAAUACGGUGAAAGUUUUCUUCGUCGACUCUCUCAAGCUUUUCCUGAACCUUUACGGCCACAAGCUCCCAGUCCUGAGUAUGUCCAUUUCGUCUGAUAGCAAGCUCAUCGCCACCUGCAGUGCGGACAAGAAUGUGCGCCUCUGGGGUCUCGACUUCGGAGACUGCCACAAGGCUUUCUUUGCGCACACCGACAGCAUCAUGCAGGUCUCGUUCAUCCCUCACCCGGUCUCGAGGGAAGAGAACCAUCACUUCUUCAGCGCCAGUAAGGACCGGACACUUAAGACCUGGGAUGGCGACAAGUUCGAGCAGAUUCAAAAGCUCGAAGGCCAUCACGGCGAGAUCUGGGCCAUGGCCGUCAGCCGGACCGGUGACUUCGUCGUCACGGCCUCUCACGACAAGAGCAUGCGCAUCUGGAACCAAAGCGACGAGCCCAUCUUCCUGGAAGAAGAGCGCGAGCGCGAGCUCGAGGAACUCUACGAAUCGACCCUGGCCGCCAACCUCGACGGCGACAACGCCGACAACGACAACGACGAAGUCGGCGCCGCAACCAAGCAGACCAUCGCCACCCUCACGGCCGGCGAGCGCAUCAUGGAAGCCCUCGAGCUCGGCCUCGCCGACCUGGCCGUCGUGGCCGCGUGGCGCGCGCAAAAGGCGGCGAACCCGGCCGCCGCCAUGGCGCCCCCGCAGCGCGACCCCCUCUUCAUGGCCCUCGGCGGCAUCUCCGCCGAGCGCCACGUCCUCAACACCGUCGCCAAGAUCCCCGCCGCCCAGCUGCACGACGCCCUGCUCGUCCUGCCCUUCAGCGCCGUGCCCGGCCUCUUCGCCUUCGUCCGCCUCUGGAUCCAGCGCCGCUGGAGCGUGCCGCUCGUCUGCCGCGUGCUGUUCUUCAUGCUGAGGACCCACCAGCGGCAGAUUGUGGCGAGCAGGGAGCUGAAGACUGCGCUGGAGGGCAUGCGGGAGGAUUUGAGGGAGACGUUGGGGGGGUUGAAGGACAUGAUGGGCUUCAAUGCUGCGGCGUUGCGGUUCGUUGGCGCGAGGGCGGAGAGCGGGAAGGUUGUGAGGGUCGAGGAUGUCGAGGAGGCGGUCGAGAAGGGGGCGAAGGGGAAGAAGAAGAGGGCGUUUGUGGAUGUGGCGUAG
This is a messenger RNA of Diplodia corticola, 2889 nucleotides long. Its product is annotated as wd domain-containing protein. Gene Ontology annotation, cellular component: small-subunit processome; Pwp2p-containing subcomplex of 90S preribosome. Gene Ontology annotation, molecular function: protein binding; snoRNA binding. Lineage: Eukaryota; Fungi; Ascomycota; Dothideomycetes; Botryosphaeriales; Botryosphaeriaceae. The coding region runs from base 1 to 2889 and encodes 962 amino acids. Gene Ontology annotation, biological process: maturation of SSU-rRNA. The transcript is spliced from 2 exons. The record is from RefSeq and is a predicted model, not a curated record.